AAACAAGGUGAAACAAAGACUUCAAAACUCACCAUCGGCAAAACAACAUGACACAAGAGUGAUAAAAUGCACCACUAGUUAUACAGACUAUGGUGAUAAUGACUCCAAACAUGGUACCAAAAAUGAUAAAAUCCUCACUGGUGAUUUUCCAAUUACAGGAAUGCAAACAAUAUUCU
Racocetra persica is the source of this 176-nucleotide messenger RNA. Lineage: Eukaryota; Fungi; Glomeromycota; Glomeromycetes; Diversisporales; Gigasporaceae. The record is from the annotation of a GenBank genome assembly.